ACGGCUAGAUUGUCUGGGAAUUGAACAAAAUGUACAAGCUUGAUAUUCCGCUAGACCUCAAAGAGGCUGCUGCUAUAGAACGCAGGCGCAAGCUGGAAAAAGAACGUCAGAACAGAAUUUUUAACUCGAAAAUACGAACCAUUGGGGUUGACUUAGAUUCGCUUACGCAACAAGUAAAUGAUCGAAAAAUACGUGAAGACACCGAGCGUGCCAGAGAUGAGUCUUUCAUGUCGGACAUGGUUCGGAACGACAAGAUCGUGAUGAUGUUGCAGAAGAGACAGGAGCACGACAUUCAUAAUCUUGAAAAGUCAUUGAAUGAGUUUCGUGAUCGAUACCAAAGACCGGAGACAAGAAAGGAGUUUGAUUUGUAUGAUCCUGAUGGUAAAAAGAAGGACAAACCAGCCAGGGUAACUGAUGAUGAUCCGAGAUGUGGAUUGUCAAGCAUGCAGAAGUUUGAGGGAGAAGACUUGAACUUUAAGGCAAGAAGGUCGCUGCAGAAUGAACAAUUACGAGAAUGGUCACUGAAGCAAAAGAAAGACAAAGAAGAUGCAAUGGCACAGCAGAAGCAAGCUGACAAACUACAUGAUAUGAAACGAAUUGAGCUUGAUCAGCGGGCCAUGGAGCUUGAAACAGCGGAGAGAGAAUGUAGACGACAGAUUGAAGUCACAACUAAAGAGUUCAAUCUUGCUCAGAUAAAAGAAAGAAAGGAGAAGGAAAACCUUCAGCAUCGCAAUGAACAAGAUGACAACUUUACUGAAAUAUCAAACCAUGUAUUUGGUGACAUGCUCACGGAAAAUCCAGCAGUUGCUUCAAGUGCUUUCGGUUCCCACAGAGUGAUCCCUGAUCGAUGGAAGGGAAUGAGUCCAGCACAGUUGGAGGAAAUACGAAGAAUCCAGGAACAACAGAGACAAGAAAAGAGGAGAUUGCGUGAAGAGGAAUGGCAAAGAGACAUGGAGUGGGACAGACAAAGGAUAAACGUGGCCAAAGCUGGCACGAUAUUGGAACAACGCCAUGGAAGAUUGCAAGAGGAGAUUAGGAAAGAACAGGACAGCGCUAAUGUUCACCUUUCUGCUGAACAAAAGGCUCACAAAAACUUUCUCAACAAAGAAGUUUACAUCAAUCCACCAACUGCUCAAUACUUUGCUCAGUUCAACACUUCAAGCCGAUAAACUCUUGUCCUUAUUUUCCUUUUAACUAUAGCUGGUGUUUUAGUAAAAGUUAAUUAUUGCAAUACAUGCAGGAUUGUAAAUCUACUGAUUAACACUCUGCAUGUAUAUCAGCAUAAUAUUAAAAAGGUUUAAAAAUCGCUGUGUAUGUAUAUAAAUUUAAGGAACCAUAAUAAAACGUUGUUUUGUAA
This is a messenger RNA of Ciona intestinalis (vase tunicate), 1357 nucleotides long. The record is from RefSeq. Lineage: Eukaryota; Metazoa; Chordata; Ascidiacea; Phlebobranchia; Cionidae.